AUGGCAGGUGAUAAAAAAUCUCUGCACCCAGCCUUUGUUGUCACCAAUAUAAAAACUCUAAUCCCUAUUCUUCUUGACAUCAAAAAGGAUGAAUACUCUUCAUGGUUUUUCCUCUUUGAACUACAUCUUCAAGAUCACAGUCUCCUAUUCCUCAUCAAAGGAUCUGCACCUCCAACGGAGACUGACAACAACACCUUGACGCAACUCGACGCCUUGUGCCGUCAAUGGAUGUUUUCUACAAUGGCCAAGGACCUGAUGCUCACGGUUCUGAAAUCCGGUAAAACCGCUAAAGAACUUUGGGAUCAUCUACAAAAGUUUUUUCAAGAUAACAAAGGUAAUCGUGCUGCGACCCUUGAAAGUAAAUUUGUCAAUCUAAAGUUUGUUGAUUGUGCUAGUAUCGAUGACUACUGUGACAAACUUAAGUCAUUGUCGGAUCGUUUGACUGAUCUCGACUUUCCCAUGAAUGACAAACGGUUGGUUAUCCAACUUGUCAAUGGUCUUCCGGAGGAAUACAACACUGUUGCAUCCUUCAUACAACAGUCUAUGCCAACUUUUGAUGCUUCUCGUUCCCAAUUGCGCACCGAAGAGAUUCGACGUGCCCAGCAAACCACCACGACGUCUUCAACUGCACUGGCAGCCACCGCCCCAUUCCUUGAGGGAGAAGGGGCAAUAUAUAUUAUUAUUAUUAUUCAAUGA
Messenger RNA from Papaver somniferum (opium poppy), 696 nucleotides. RefSeq lists its product as uncharacterized. The transcript has a single exon. Lineage: Eukaryota; Viridiplantae; Streptophyta; Magnoliopsida; Ranunculales; Papaveraceae. The record is from RefSeq and is a predicted model, not a curated record. The coding region runs from base 1 to 696 and encodes 231 amino acids.